Molecule: messenger RNA, 1915 nt
Organism: Chelonus insularis
Lineage: Eukaryota; Metazoa; Arthropoda; Insecta; Hymenoptera; Braconidae
Gene: Aldh
Product: Aldehyde dehydrogenase
Exons: 8
Coding region: 244-1776 (510 amino acids)
Molecular function (GO): aldehyde dehydrogenase (NAD+) activity
Source: RefSeq, a predicted model, not a curated record
CAAUAUGUAAAUACUUUUAGUACUGUAAGGUUAUCAGAUAUUAUUGGUCACGUGUAUCAUAAGGUUUGUUUGUGUUAGGUUUUCAUUGAAUGUGAGCAGUAUUCAUGUUUUCAAUGAUAGCGACAUUCUCGUAGCAUUAUUCCCAGUGUGACAGACGUACUUUAAAGUUCUGUGGAAAUUUUCCUUCUUUCUAAUUGUUGAUAGAUUAUACAAUUGAGAGUUUAUUUAAUAACAUACAACACAAUGCUUCGUUUAAUGAAAAAUUUAAAACCCUUGAGGUCUUUCGCGACAGCUUCAUUACCGGCUCCUGAGACCAAUCCUUCCAUUAUGUAUGCAGGAAUUUUUAUAGACAAUGAAUGGUGCAAAUCACAAUCAGGAAAAACCUUCGAAACAAAGAAUCCUACGACAGGAGAAGUAAUAGAAGAAGUUCAAGAAGGUGAUGUUGAAGACAUUAAUAUUGCUGUUCAAGCAGCUAAAAAAGCAUUCAAAUUCGGAUCUCAAUGGAGAACAAUGGACGCAUCCCAGAGAGGAGUUCUUCUACAUAAAUUGGCAGACUUGAUUGAACGUGAUCAUGUAUACUUAGCUUCAUUGGAGACUCUGGAUAAUGGAAAACCUUUUUCUGCUGCUUAUGCUUUUGAUGUUCCUUACAGUGCAUCUGUAUUAAGAUAUUAUGCAGGAUGGGCUGAUAAAAAUCAUGGAAAAGUUAUUCCAAUGGAUGGAAACUUUUUUGGUUAUACCAGACAUGAACCAAUUGGAGUUUGUGGACAAAUUAUUCCUUGGAAUUUCCCUUUGUUAAUGAUGGCAUGGAAAUUAGCUCCAGCUUUAGCAACAGGAAAUACUAUUGUGCUUAAACCGGCUGAACAGACACCAUUAACAGCUUUAUAUUUAGCACAACUAACGAAAGAAGCUGGUUUUCCUCCUGGUGUAAUUAAUGUAGUACCUGGCUUUGGAAAAGCCGGCGCAGCCCUUGUGGCUCAUAAUGAUGUUGACAAAAUUGCUUUUACUGGUUCUACUGAGGUUGGCAAAUUGGUUCAAGAAGGAGCUGCUAAGAGUAACCUGAAAAGAACAACACUUGAAUUAGGAGGAAAAUCACCGAAUAUUAUUUUUAAAGAUGCUGAUAUGGAUCAUGCUGUAGAAACAGCUCAUUUUGGUUUAUUUUUCAACAUGGGUCAAUGUUGUUGUGCUGGAUCACGAACUUUUGUAGAAGAUGAUAUUUAUGAUGAGUUUGUAGAAAGAAGUGUGGAACGUGCGAAAAAAAGGACAGUUGGAAAUCCAUUUGACCCGUCAAUCGAGCAUGGACCUCAAAUUGAUGAAGAGCAAUUGAAUAAAAUAUUACAAAUGAUCGACAGUGGAAAGAAACAAGGUGCCAAAUUAGUUACUGGAGGUGAUAGAGUAGGAAGCCAAGGAUAUUUUAUUUCUCCUACAGUUUUUGCUGAUGUUAAAGACGAUAUGACAAUCGCCCGUGAAGAAAUUUUUGGGCCGGUUCAACAAAUUUUGAAAUUCAGCGACCUUAAUGAAGUAAUUGAACGAGCUAAUAAAACUGAUUACGGUUUGGCUGCAGCAAUCUUCACAAAAGAUAUUGAUAGAGCUAACCAUCUCAUCCAAGGAUUGCGUGCAGGCACUGUUUGGGUGAAUACUUACAAUGUAUUAAAAAAUCAAGUUCCUUUCGGAGGUUACAAGAUGAGUGGACACGGUCGAGAACUUGGAGAAUAUGGUCUUCAAGCUUACACAGAAGUAAAAAGUGUAAUUGUAAAAAUCAAUCAAAAGAAUAGUUAAUCAUUUCAAAAGUUGAUAUUACUUAAGUUUUUUCGUUUUAAAGCACACAAAUAAGACAAACAAAUCAAUAAUUUUUUAUUCUAUAUUUAAAUAGUAGUUUUAUAAAUAAUCAAGUGAAUAUUGCGUAAUUCAAGUUAAA